Tigriopus californicus is the source of this 1172-nucleotide messenger RNA. RefSeq names its product exosome complex component CSL4-like (gene Csl4). Gene Ontology annotation, cellular component: nuclear exosome (RNase complex); cytoplasm. The record is from RefSeq and is a predicted model, not a curated record. The transcript is spliced from 2 exons. Gene Ontology annotation, biological process: RNA processing. Bases 492 to 1157 code for a protein of 221 amino acids. Lineage: Eukaryota; Metazoa; Arthropoda; Copepoda; Harpacticoida; Harpacticidae. Gene Ontology annotation, molecular function: RNA binding.
AAACAGAGCCUAUGCUGAUCUUUUCUCUCAGGAUCUUUAUUAGUAAGCACAAGCAUUGAAACAUGUAAAGAAUUAGAUAUCAUCCAUAUAUGAUAAACGUUAUCCCCCACUUAUUAGUUGGCGGUGCUCAGUUUUAAAUUUGUGGUAAAAGGUUCAGAUAGAGACUUUAAGGGUUAUUAAUAUCGUGUUAAGUUAGGUCGGGUCAGGUUACGUUAGGUAAGAGAAAUGAGAAUUUUUUCGUACCCUGUAAAUGCAGCUUGAAAUUAAAUCAACUUCACCAUACAAAAUGAAUGCAUUAAAUCUUACAAUCGGUCAAGCAAACUCAUUUUUCCAUGAACACUUCGUACAUGCCAAAUAGCUCCAUGGCCAAAGAAAGGUCCAAGGUUGGGUGAUUUAUUUCUACGGAUACAUUGUGAAAUGUCAACAAACACGUGUUUAUGUUUUGAAUCCAAAUCUCGAGCCGAAGAAGUUUCAUAAAGCUCGGAUUGAAUAUGGGCAGUUCAGAGAUGCGAUUUGUGUUGCCUGGCAUGCGGAUUUGUGCUCAGGAAGACCAUUAUCAAUCCGGAUGUGGCACUUACGUCCUCCAUGGCUAUGUCUACGCCUCGCUGGCCGGGGUCUUGCAAAUCCAACCCGUGAUGAAAGGCCCCAUCUCGGAGAAUCCCAGCCAGACUUCCACUCAAGAUCUGGUCAGUGUUGAAGUCCACUCCCCUGGAGAACAGACCGUGAUUCCGGCCGUUGGCGACGUAGUCACGGCCAAAGUCAUGUCCGUAAACCCGAGAUUCGCCAAACUUAGCAUUUUGUGCGUUCGCGAAUCAGUGUUGGUUCAACCGUUCCGCGGUCUCGUCCGGAAAGAGGAUGUUCGUGCCACCGAGAAAGAUCGCGUGGAAAUGUACAAAUCAUUUCGUCCCGGAGACGUCAUUUUAGCCCGAGUUUUAAGUCUCGGGGAGGCCAGUUCUGGUUAUUUGCUCACCACGGCCGAAAAUGAGCUCGGCGUGGUAAUUGCACGCUCGGAAACGGCCGGAGUUAAAAUGGUGCCCGUCUCUUGGGUCGAGAUGCAAUGCCCUAAAACCUACAACAAAGAGUUCCGGAAGAUUGCCAAAGUGAUUCCCGAGAACCUAGCCGAUAUGGCCGUCGAUGUGAAAGUUUUGAAUACAUAAAUCAUGUACUGUUGG